CGUCGGCUCGCCUGGGGUCGAAGAUGAGCUGGCGGUGGGCUCGCCAGCACUGGAACGGCGGCUCCUCCGUGCUGCUGCUGCUGCCGCUGCUGCUGUGGCACGGCCGGGUCCGGCCGGCCGGCGCCGACAAUACCAGCCAGGCGUACUACACCGCGCUCAUCAACGUGACGGUGCUGAGCCCCGAGCGCGGCGGCCCCACGCUGCUGCGGAUCGACCGUGGCCGCUACGGGCAGGACUCCCCGAAGGUGGAGGUCAAGGGGCUGCUGGUGACUCCCGUCCCCAUCAACGGAGUUGCAGAUCGUCUGGGCUGUGACCCUCGAACACGUUUCCAGGUCCCACCAAAUACCAAGCAGUGGAUUGCUUUACUACAGAGAGGAAACUGUACAUUUAAAGAGAAAAUACUGCGAGCAGCUUCUCAUAAUGCCACAGCUGUGGUCAUUUACAACAAUAUAUCCAGUGAUGAACCUGUCACAAUGACUCAUCAAGGAACUGGAGACAUUGUUGCUGUCAUGAUUACAGAAUCAAAGGUUAAGGAGAUCCUGAAUUACUUGGAGAAGAAUAUCUCUGUCCUGAUGGCCAUAGCAGUGGGGUCCCGUGUUCCUCCGAAGAACUUCAGUCGGGGCUCUCUAGUCUUUGUGUCAAUAUCAUUCAUUGUUUUGAUGAUCAUUUCUUCAGCGUGGUUAAUAUUUUACUUCAUCCAGAAGAUCAGGUACACAAGUGCACGUGACAGAAAUCAGCGUCGUCUUGGAGAUGCUGCCAAGAAAGCCAUUGGUAAAUUGACAACCAGGACAGUAAAGAAGGGUGAUAAGGAAACAGACCCAGACUUUGAUCAUUGUGCUGUCUGCAUUGAGAGUUACAAGCAGAACGAUGUUGUUCGCAUUUUGCCAUGCAAGCAUGUGUUCCACAAAGUCUGUGUGGAUCCAUGGCUCAGUGAGCACUGUACAUGUCCGAUGUGUAAACUGAACAUUUUGAAGGCAUUGGGAAUUGUGCCCAACGUGCCCUGCACAGACAAUGUAGCCUUUGACAUGGAGAGGCUGACGCGGGGGCAGCCGGCGAGCAGGCGCUCGGCUCUCGGCGACUUCGGCACCGACAGCUCGCUCAGCCUGGAGCCCCUGCGCACCUCGGGCAUGUCACAGCUGCCACAGGACGGCGAGCUGACACCCAGGUCAGGAGAGAUCAACAUUGCAGUGACAAGCAGUCACUUCUUCCAUCGUAACUCUCUGUCCCCUCGAAGCCUGGUCUACGAGAGCGAGUUCUCAACCAUCGAGCCUGCCUUGGACAUGUACGACGAGAACAAAACCUGAAAGGAAUCCAUGCUCCUUCCUGGCCCUUUUUCCGUUUUUUUCAUUUCUCAUUCCUGUUGUUGUGUACUCUUUCCAUGGAUCUCCUUUGUCUGAAGAAGAGCUGCUUUUUCCAGAACACGAACCCGCCUUCUCGAUUGCACAGACGAAGACCAGCUGUGAUGGAUUCUGAGGGUGGCAUCUUUGAGCUGACAAAGAGCUGUGCACAAGCAAGGUUGUCUGAUGGAAAUUGCUGAGUAACAGCAUGGGGAGCUGUGUCGGCCCAGCCACGGCGAUGCAGGAGAAGUUUUAUGGUGGCCCUAAGAGUUUGUGCUGAACUGCAAAUGCGUCUCUUACACGGGCGUCUGCUGUUUCCAAGUUUUUGGUUGUCCAGAUGGUUGGUCAGAAAGGGAACUGGUUGUAGAGGAGAUGGCCAGUGACUGGUAAAAGCACUCGUAUAUCUCAGUCAAUCCAUAACCUUACUGUGAAAUAGCCCCUUCUGAGAGGGACCUUUAUAAGUGCAUUGAGUUUCCUACAACCCACUUAACCCCGGACAGUGGCGAGCCAGUCUGACGUUCAACCUCCAGAGAGGACCUGCAUUUGCAGAAAGAUUUCAAGGAA
Molecule: messenger RNA, 1901 nt
Organism: Sturnus vulgaris (Common starling)
Lineage: Eukaryota; Metazoa; Chordata; Aves; Passeriformes; Sturnidae
Gene: RNF130
Product: ring finger protein 130
Biological process (GO): positive regulation of DNA-templated transcription; protein ubiquitination; ubiquitin-dependent protein catabolic process
Cellular component (GO): nucleus
Molecular function (GO): ubiquitin protein ligase activity
Source: RefSeq, a predicted model, not a curated record